Molecule: messenger RNA, 1398 nt
Organism: Dacryopinax primogenitus
Lineage: Eukaryota; Fungi; Basidiomycota; Dacrymycetes; Dacrymycetales; Dacrymycetaceae
Product: TPT-domain-containing protein
Exons: 6
Coding region: 1-1398 (465 amino acids)
Biological process (GO): UDP-glucose transmembrane transport
Cellular component (GO): Golgi apparatus; endoplasmic reticulum-Golgi intermediate compartment; cis-Golgi network
Molecular function (GO): antiporter activity
Source: RefSeq, a predicted model, not a curated record
AUGGAGGACUACCACCCAAACGGCUCCGCCAGUUCCAGGAGACCAGACUCGCUCGAGGCGCUCGAGGCUGAGCUGGCGUUCACAGAUGACAGGAGGGAGAGGGAUGAUCGCGGUGUCCCACCACGACUGGCGACUGUUGAGCAGAAGAAGUGGCUCUGGGUUCGGAACGCUGUGAUUAAUGCGUUCUUUAUCCUGGGAUGGUAUCUCUUCGCAACCAUCCUAUCGGUAUACAACAAAUGGAUGUUCUCACCGGAGCAUUUUGGAUUUCCGUUCCCAUUGUUUGUCACAACGAUACAUAUGAUCGUGCAGUGGUGCAUGGCUGCUCUCGUAAGAUUCCUCUUUCCGAGCUUGAUGAAGUCCCCUGGGCGGCCGAGCAGAAGAGAAUAUGGAUCGAAGAUAAUACCGUGUGCGGUCACUACCGGGCUGGACAUCGGACUCUCCAACCUGAGUCUGAAGACCAUCACCCUUUCCUUCUACACGAUGUGCAAGUCCUCCUCCCUCGGCUUCGUGCUCCUGUUUGCUUUCCUCUUCCGCCUCGAACGGCCCUCCCUCUUCCUUGUCGGCGUAAUUCUCAUAAUCACAGUUGGCGUUCUCCUCAUGGUAUUCACCGAGACCCACUUCGUGCUUAUCGGAGCCAUCCUCGUCUUAUCCGCCUCGGCGUGCGGCGGCCUCCGAUGGAGUCUCACCCAGCUCUUAUUAAGAAAACACGAUAUGGGUCUAGAUACGCCUGCGAGCACGCUCUACUGGCUCGCGCCGAUCAUGGCCCUCACCCUCCUCAUAUCCAGCGCUGUCGUCGAGGGACUGUGGAAUGUCUUUACCAGUGAGUUCUUCCAGGGAACAAGGGUGUUCAAGACACUCUUCUUUGUGGUACUCCCGGGCUUGAUCGCCUUCCUGAUGGUGCUGAGCGAGUUCUACAUCAUCAAGCGUGCCGGAGUGUUACCUAUGUCCAUUGCGGGCAUCUUCAAAGAAGUCUCCACCAUCAGCGUCUCCACCUGGCUCUUCGGCGACCACCUCACACCUGUGAAUAUCACUGGCGUGGGCAUAACCAUAAUCGGGAUCGCACUUUUCACGUGGCACAAGUACAAGAAGUCGCUCGAAUCGGAUGUCAAGCUGGACACCCACGGACUACCAAUCGAGGAAGAUACUUCACCCGAGCCUGAAGGACAAGUGCUCCUUCCCGAAAACGACAGGGAAGAAGGGCAUGAGCUGAUGCCCACUACGGACACGCUUGACGAAGGCCCAGACGUGCCGCGGGAGGAGUACGGGUAUCGUGUACGCUCCACGUCAAGAGUUUCAGCGUCGGGCGCGGAGAUGUUCAUGAGUGAAGCGGAGCAUGAACCGAGAAGAUCAAUGGACGGGUGGCCAAGACCAAACGGACUCGAUAGACCGAACGACUAG